UGCCCAGCCCAAGUGCCGCCACCGCUUCUGCAAGGCACUCGAUCCACCGCAACACCGCGCUGCCCCUGCUGCAAAUCACUGUCCACCAGAGGGGCGUCAUGGGCUUCCAGAAGUUCUUCCCCUUCCUGGCUCUCAGCAUCUUGGUCCUGUACCAGGCAGGCAGCCUCCAUGCAGUGCCAUACAGAUUGGACCUGCAGAGCAGCCCAGACCAGGUUACACUCAGUGAGGAGGAAGCGCGCCUCCUGCUGGCUGCACUGGUGCAGGACUAUGUGCAGAUGAAGGCGAGUGAGCUGGAGCAGGAGCUGGAGACAGAGGGUUCCAGCAUCACUGCCCAGAAGAGAUCCUGCAACACUGCCACCUGUGUGACUCACCGGCUGGCAGGCUUGCUGAGCAGAUCAGGAGGUAUAGUGAAGAAUAACUUUGUGCCCACCAAUGUGGGGUCUGAUACCUUUGGCCGGCGUCGCAGGGACCUUCAGGCCUGAGCAGCUAAAUGCCUCCAGGAAGAAGGUCACAAGGAAGCCAACGUCUACUUCUUUUAAUGCGCAAUGAAAGCAAUGAUGAAAGCAAUUUGUAGGCGAGGCUCUGUGGAAGACAUCCAUAUUUGCAUCCUCCUUGAUAUUGAAAACUAUCUUCCUUGUUUGCAAGGAACUAAAGCUAAAUGCUGAAUAAGCUCAUUGCAGUUACAUAUUGUCCAUUGUUCCCAUAUUUGAUUCCACAUCCAACAAAUAUGAUAGCACGUCUCUUUGGCUUAUCUGGUAGCAAAUGUGGCUCUCUGAACCAUCCUGC
Messenger RNA from Nycticebus coucang (slow loris), 786 nucleotides. RefSeq names its product calcitonin gene-related peptide 2-like. Gene Ontology annotation, molecular function: hormone activity; calcitonin receptor binding. The record is from RefSeq and is a predicted model, not a curated record. Gene Ontology annotation, cellular component: extracellular region. The transcript has 5 exons. The coding region runs from base 99 to 482 and encodes 127 amino acids. NCBI's taxonomy places the organism in Eukaryota, Metazoa, Chordata, Mammalia, Primates, Lorisidae.